CCCCCCCCACUUUUCUUACGCUAUCAUGGAAACCACUGGCCCCCUCAUCCACGUGGACUUCCCUGAUGUGGCCAGCUCCCUCCUGGAAAGCCUCAACCAGCAGCGUAUGGAAGGCAAGCUCUGUGAUGUCUCUGUCCAUGCGCAAGGCCGUGUCUUUCGUGCCCACCGCGCAGUACUGGCUGCCUCUUCCCCGUACUUUCAUGACCAGGUGCUGCUUAAGGGAAUGAGCUGUGUGGUUCUGCCUAAUGUAGUAGACCCAGGGGCCUUUGAAGCCGUGUUGUGUGCUGCCUACACGGGUCGCCUGACCAUGCUGGCCGAUGAAAUAGUCAAUUACCUGACGGUGGGCAGCGUCCUCCAGAUGUGGCAUGUUGUGGAUAAGUGCUCUGAGCUGUUGAAGGAGGCUCGAGCGAACAGCGGCUCCGGUAGCGUAGAAGGAUCUGGAAGCGGUAGUAAUGUUCCAACACCACAGAGACCUCAUUCUGGAAGAGCCAGCGAGAACCAGUCUCCCAGUAGCAGCAACUACUUUAGCCCGCGGGAGGCACCUCCUGAAUCUUGUGCGGAGAGGAGUAGAAGAAGAAGCGAUGUAGCAAGUGAAACUGCAGAGGAAGCCGGAGUCGAGGAAGACCAAGGAGGAGGAGAGGCUUCUGUUGCAAGCUGCUCCAGUUACCGAAGGCCCAGCAUUGUGCCACAAAGGCAUUGGGUGUAUGUGAAGAAGGAACGGCCCCACCCAGGCCUGGUGUUAACAUGUGAAGGUGAGGAGGAAGAAGAUGAAGAAGAACUUGAGGAGGACGAAGAGGAAGAACACUUGAGUAUAAGUGACGUCCGCACUCUCAAUGCUCCAGAAGAGCAGGUGAACUUCUGUGAGCCUUCAGAUGGCAUGCCUUAUGAGGAAGGAACUGCUGGAAGUUACCCACAAGGUCCUCCACUUCUGCCUCUGGACAUGCAAGGAAACCAGUUGAUGGUCUUACCUUCUGGGCAUGGAGCAGCUGGGCAAGGAGGCACAGGGACAGCCCAAGGGGAAGGCGGAAAGAUAUUUCUGUGCCACUGCGGGAAAGCCUUCUCACACAAGAGCAUGCGUGACCGCCACGUCAAUAUGCACCUCAACCUGCGGCCCUUCGACUGCCCUGUCUGCGGAAAGAAGUUCAAGAUGAAACACCACCUUACGGAACACAUGAAAACGCACACAGGCGUAAAACCGUACGAGUGCGAAGUGUGCGCCAAGAAGUUCAUGUGGAGAGACAGUUUCAUGAGGCAUCGCGGGCACUGCGAAAGGAGGCACAGGGCGGUGGCAGGAGGGGGAGGAACUCCGCAAGGAAUUACUGAAGCCCCAUCUGUGUAACACAGGCAAGGGGGCAGAGUGUGGAGGCAGAAGGGUGGCAAGAGGUACGGACUAGUUUGGAGUAGUUGAACAUGAGGGCCAAAAUGGGAGGUACAGUCUGGAGAACAGGAUAGGGGUGCAGAAAGUGUGAGACACAGAAGACUGCUUCUACUGGCUAAAAUGGUAAAUGCAGUUGUAUAGUAGUACUUGAAGACUGGAUCGGAAAAAAAACACGCCACCUUCACUUAAUUUCAGUAUAAUGUUCCCUCCGCUAACUUCCAGGUGCCCUCCUGCAAUGGCCCUAAAUCUGUAUUCUUGGUAGACUCCAAAUUUUUCAUAUGUUAAAGGUGAAGAUUAUGUCUAAGCUCCGGAGCUCACAUACUACCAACUCUGUGGUGUUCAUUUUUCUACUCUAGCUAAAGGUCUGUGUUUUCCAGAUCAAAUUUUCUGGGAAACCCUGAAUUUGAACCCAUAAAAUGAUGGCUGCGCAUUUCCUGGUUCUAGGCAUCCAACCUACGUGGCUUUCGCAGAGUAAUGCCGCGUACACACAGUCGGAAAUUCAUGUUCGAUGUGAGAUUGUUGUCGGAAAAUU
Molecule: messenger RNA, 1910 nt
Organism: Rana temporaria (common frog)
Lineage: Eukaryota; Metazoa; Chordata; Amphibia; Anura; Ranidae
Gene: ZBTB22
Product: zinc finger and BTB domain containing 22
Exons: 1
Coding region: 26-1339 (437 amino acids)
Biological process (GO): regulation of transcription by RNA polymerase II
Molecular function (GO): protein binding; DNA-binding transcription factor activity, RNA polymerase II-specific; RNA polymerase II cis-regulatory region sequence-specific DNA binding
Source: RefSeq, a predicted model, not a curated record